GAAAAUUUCAUACGAUGAUUAAAAUGAAAAUUAUAAGAGGACUCGUCUUGGUUAUAUUUUUUUAUACUCCAUUAAAUGCACUAGAUUUCUCAGGCGAAAAAAAUCCGGUGAUUUGCACUAUAGCUGGAAGUAGUUAUCCAAGUACUUAUGUAUUCAAUAUAAGUGAACUCCCAGAACGUUGUAAUAUAAUUACAGUAGGUCAAUAUUCGUUUGACCUUGAUGAUGGUACCAAUCUCUUUGUAAUGGAAUCAGAUAAAAGUAUAAUAAAAACCUUAGUAAGAGCUAAAAAACCUACAUACAUACACAUUGGAUUUGAGAGUGUUGGCUGUGAUUGGACCACAAUAUUUGAUCCUUCGAAUGAAAUUGAAUUUAAAAAGAAUACAUUUGAUCCAUUUAUUAAUUUCAUAAGUAAAUUUGAUAUUAGUGGUAUUAUCAUCAACUGUCCACCAAUAUAUUAUAAUAUGUACAUAGAGGGUUUUUCAAAAAAUGUGAGUUCAUUUGUGACUAAAGUUAAAAAUAUAACACAAAACUUAAAAGUUGGUUUCUUCAUACCUGGUUUUUACUAUGAAAGUUUUACAAAUGAAACGCUUUUUGAUUUUACAAUAACAAAUAAAGUUUUGGAUUUUUACGUCAUUGAAUGGGGAAUAAACAAUUGUACAAAUGAUACUUUGAAAACUGGUUUCUCUCCAAUAAAAUCCACUAAUCCGGAUUUGAUAACUGUUGAACAAGUUACUAGUGGUAUAAAUAAGUCAACUAUGGAUAAAUCUAAAAUCUAUGMUAAGAUACUAAUAGCUCCAAUUAUUCCUUUAUAUCUUCUUUCCAAAAACGAUGACUAUUAUGUUAUAACGUACACUAAAUAUUGUAACAAUACCGAUCCAUUCAAGCCAUCUGAAUUGUGUAUUACCCCUUCAAUACUUUCAUAUCAACAAGGAGCUUAUGCAAAAACAGUAUAUGUAGGAAUUGUCCUAGAACAGCUUGAUACAGAUGAUUACGAGGGUCAAUGUCAAUGUGAGAAAUUUCCAGUUACAAACCUAAUUAUUGAUGGAUGGACAGGAAAAACUUUUGAAACAUGUCCAAAAUUAGAUCGAAGUUGAACGAUUUUAAUUUAAAUAUUAAAAAAAAAUAAAAUAGAAUGAUUUACACUAUAUAUUUUUAACAGGUAUUCAUCAAUAUUCUCACGAAAUUCUCAUACAAAUAUAAGUG
Molecule: messenger RNA, 1203 nt
Organism: Diuraphis noxia (Russian wheat aphid)
Lineage: Eukaryota; Metazoa; Arthropoda; Insecta; Hemiptera; Aphididae
Source: RefSeq, a predicted model, not a curated record